AUGACUUAUAACAGAGCACCAUUUACCAUUCCUUCCCUCAGUACGGUCAUGUUCUCCUGCAACUCUUAUAACACCAUCGUGUCUGGAGGAGCCAAUGUGAACCUCCCCAUUGACUGCCCUCCUGCUGGAGCCCUCAUAACCAUGUCGGCUGCCUGCCUCAUCUUGGGGAUGUCACACUCACUUUCAGGCCUUGAAACAUGGUCCUUUGAUAGUUUUAUCGUCCCUGGAUCGAAAGCAACUCUUGGGGUUGGAGACAAGAUUGUGGUGUACCGUCACAUUAACACCAUCCUGACCUCCCCUCUCCCACUCCCUCUUUUUGCAGCCACUCUGAGCAAAGUGGUGAGCUGUGGUAGCAACCAUGUUGAAUUCUGCUUGCGCGACCUGAACACCGGCUCCCUUCAUCCAAAAACCAUCAAACUACCCCUGUGCAUCACCCGCCUCUCCAGACCACAGCGGAUCAAGAGAGCUCUGCUCUUAUAUCCCCGAUCAUCCAGUCCCCCCCCUCGCACUCCACUCAAAGUCCUUGUCAGGGCAAAGACUCCUAGGCUAUCUCGCCAUAAAGGUGACCGUGUUCUGCGAGACAGCGAUGAUUUACCCAUCAGGUCCUCUGUAUUCUCUGCAGCCGACACCUCAAACCCCUCUCCUGCCUUCCCUUCAUCAUUGACCUGA
Molecule: messenger RNA, 669 nt
Organism: Suillus paluster
Lineage: Eukaryota; Fungi; Basidiomycota; Agaricomycetes; Boletales; Suillaceae
Exons: 2
Coding region: 1-669 (222 amino acids)
Source: RefSeq, a predicted model, not a curated record